Messenger RNA from Megalobrama amblycephala (Wuchang bream), 2041 nucleotides. Its product is annotated as RAC-alpha serine/threonine-protein kinase. The transcript is spliced from 14 exons. NCBI's taxonomy places the organism in Eukaryota, Metazoa, Chordata, Actinopteri, Cypriniformes, Xenocyprididae. Bases 568 to 1989 code for a protein of 473 amino acids. The record is from RefSeq and is a predicted model, not a curated record. Gene Ontology annotation, molecular function: ATP binding; protein serine/threonine kinase activity. Gene Ontology annotation, biological process: protein phosphorylation.
CAUUUCUCAUGAAUGUCAUAAUAUUUAGAAAUUGUGAAAUUAACAGGAUAGAUUUUAUGGAGUAUUUUAAAGUGGACUUCCUUAACCUUAUUAGAUGUAAACUUGCCCGCUGUGUCCUUUUUCCUAUCCUCCAGGUAACUUCACGGGCUCCGUACUAAAGAACCCCAGUAUUAUUAUACCGUCUCUUUGAGGAAAUGUUGGGUCUGUUUAAGACAACCUGACGUCACUGCCUGCGCAACUCAGUGCUCACUACUGCAUCAAACUGAAAUAUCCCGAACGAACGAAGGGAAAACCAAACGAGGUGGAUGAAAUACACGCCAAGCCGAGGAGAGAGAUAAUAAUAAGAGCGGGAAGAGUAACUUCUACAGGACAUACUUUUACCCACAACAUGAUGGAAAUAAGAUGUACAAUAAGAAGCAUGAAGAAUUUGUGAAAUGAGCCGAAGUCGCAUCUGAAGUGUUGGGACCACUUGUCAUGCUGAAUGUCUAGACUGAAGACACCAAGCACUUCCCACCUUCUGCUCCUGGUCCGAGUCAAAGGGACAAGAGGGUUUUCUCUCCAGCCACAAUGAGUGAUGUUGCCAUUGUGAAGGAAGGAUGGCUACAUAAGCGAGGAGAAUACAUAAAGACAUGGAGACCAAGAUAUUUCUUACUCAAGAGUGAUGGAACAUUUAUUGGGUACAAAGAGCGACCGCAAGAUAUUGACCAGCUGGAAACUCCACUCAAUAACUUCUCAGUGGCGCAAUGUCAGCUGAUGAAGACGGAGCGACCGAAGACAAACACUUUUAUUAUUCGGUGCCUUCAGUGGACUACUGUUAUUGAACGCACUUUUCAUGUUGAGACCCCAGAAGAAAGGGAGGAGUGGACAAAGGCCAUCCAGGCUGUGGCAGAUAGUCUACAGAAGCAGGAGGAAGAGAGAAUGGACUCUUCACCUGACCCCAUGGACAUGGAGAUGUACCUGUCCAAACCUCGACUCAAAGUGACAAUGCAUGACUUUGAAUACCUCAAACUUUUGGGGAAAGGCACUUUUGGGAAGGUCAUACUAGUGAAGGAAAAAGCCACGGGCAAAUAUUAUGCCAUGAAAAUUCUCAAGAAGGAUGUGAUAGUAGCAAAAGAUGAGGUAGCACACACACUUACUGAAAACCGGGUCCUCCAGAACUCCAAACACCCUUUCUUAACUGGUCUGAAGUAUUCUUUCCAGACUCAUGACCGAUUAUGUUUUGUCAUGGAGUAUGCAAAUGGAGGAGAGCUUUUCUUUCAUUUAUCACGAGAUCGAGUUUUUUCGGAAGAGAGAGCGAAGUUUUAUGGGGCAGAGAUUGUCUCAGCCCUGGAUUACCUUCAUUCGGAGAGAAACGUGGUAUAUAGAGACCUAAAGUUGGAGAACCUGAUGCUGGAUAAAGAUGGCCACUUAAAGAUCACAGACUUUGGCCUGUGUAAGGAGGGAAUUACAGAGGGAGCAACAAUGAAGACAUUCUGUGGUACACCAGAGUAUCUCGCUCCAGAGGUUCUGGAGGACAAUGAUUAUGGCCGCGCAGUGGACUGGUGGGGGUUGGGUGUGGUUAUGUACGAGAUGAUGUGCGGCCGGUUGCCCUUCUACAACCAGGAUCAUGAGAAGCUCUUUGAAUUAAUCCUCAUGGAUGACAUCCGUUUCCCUCGUACACUUGGGCCUGAGGCAAAGUCAUUGCUGUCAGGACUGCUCCAGAAAGACCCAAAACAGCGGUUAGGUGGAGGUCCAGAGGAUGCAAAAGAAAUCAUGCAGCAUAAGUUCUUUGAAGGCAUUGAGUGGCAAGAUGUUUAUGAGAAAAAGCUUAUUCCACCUUUUAAGCCCCAGGUAACCUCAGAGACAGACACUCGCUAUUUUGACGUGGAGUUUACAGGGCAGACUAUCACCAUCACACCCCCAGGCCAAGAUGAAAACAUGGAGUCCUUUGACAGUGAUAGAAGACCCCACUUUCCUCAGUUCUCAUAUUCUGCCAGUGGCACAGCAUAAAGAACCCCUUAAAAAAUAGUUGACCCAGAAAUUAAAAUUCUGUGAUUAUUUA